AUGGCCAGCAACUUGGACUUUCCACGCAUUUACUUGCUACCAAGUCAUCUCGAGCCGUCGCAGCUUCACUAUUUUGAGGAUGUCGUGCCGUCUCUCACCUACAACAUUCAGGAAGCGGAGCUCGUGCUUGGAAAAAUAUCGAAACGAGAGCGUGCUGAAUUCGAAUUAAGGCGGCUUAAAUUGAAAAUCCGUCCAUGGCUGGGCGAAGAUCCUCCUUCAGUUACGCACACCAUCGCUCCUGUUGUCAAGGAGUCUUUGGAGGGGCAUCCCGGCCCAAAACGUCGAAAACUAGGAGACGUCGAGCAUUUAGGUCCUGGCAUAGCGAAGGGGAAUAUGGUUCAGGUUCUCAGAUUGUCAUGGCUGACUGAUUGUCUUGCUCAAGGGAAGCUUCUUCCAGUUGACAAUUACCUCUUGUGUGAAGGCUUCAAAAUCGCGUCGGAUGUCGAUUCCCGCGGAGAGCGACGUGAGACACAAAAUGUCUCUACUGGUGCAAUUGUUCAACGUGCCGCCGAGGACCAUGCAGUGAAUUCCGCAAAUCGGAUCACAUCGUCGGCUUUGCAUUUCGAUGCCAAUGGCCCACGCCGUGUUAGACACCGGCCGCCGCCAUUAGAACGACAGACAACCUCGGAACAUGACACCCAGCCUCCUGCGAUCCCAGACUUCCUUCAUACAACAUAUUCGUGUCAACGACCAACCCCUUUGCAUCCUCCAAACGAAGAGUUCAUCCUGGAGCUAAAGAAAAUUCGGACCUUCCGAAUACUUCAGGGCAAUCAAAUCGGGGCACGUGCAUACUCAACAUCGAUUGCCGCGCUAUCAGCAUAUCCACACGUGAUCAAGGGUCCCCAUGGCAAGUAA
Molecule: messenger RNA, 855 nt
Organism: Metarhizium album ARSEF 1941
Lineage: Eukaryota; Fungi; Ascomycota; Sordariomycetes; Hypocreales; Clavicipitaceae
Product: high-affinity nickel transporter
Exons: 1
Coding region: 1-855 (284 amino acids)
Biological process (GO): double-strand break repair via nonhomologous end joining
Cellular component (GO): nucleus
Molecular function (GO): DNA binding; DNA-directed DNA polymerase activity
Source: RefSeq, a predicted model, not a curated record